GUCUUCGUCGCACCUCAGUCAUUUGCAAACAGCGGUCGCGGCAAGACAGUAUAGUUUCUCCCCAACCGAUCUCGUUCGUUCGUUCGUUCGUUGCUCGUGCUUUCGUGAAGUGAAGUUUUAAGUGCUCACUUUUAUUGUUCCGCUCGCGCUUCCUACUUCGAGAGUGUCAAGUGUUUGUUAUUGUUUUGACGAAGAAGUUUUGAAUUAAUUUCUCAUCACAACAGAAGAAAAAGUGUUGAGCGCAACGUUUUCAAGCGGAAUCAGCAGUCUGUUGCAUAGCGAAUCCAGAGGGUUGCGGUUGAUCAUCCGAUACACGUGUUUGUGCCUCGCGGGUGUUUUACCUAAAAUAGUCGUUUAGCGAUCAGCAGUAAGUUCCGGAUCACAAAUCGUCAAUCAGUGUCAGUGUCAAACCCCGAAGCGACGACGACGACGACUUGUGCCUAGUGCGUGCGCGUAAUCCAUCUAGAUCCGCAGAUCCAGUAAGUGAGUGCAAGGUAGUAAGUGAAUCACAUCAAGUAGUGUGCGCGCGGUGCAGUACUAGAAGAGCGCCACGCCGCGAUCAAGGUGAAAAAGAUCGAGUAACGACCACACCACUCCAUCAGGGAACAACCACUUUUUUUCGCUGACUGCUCUACCGCGCGCACAGACCCGAUAUGGCAACACAAGGCCCGACGACGACGGCGACGACGACAAUGGCCGGAGCCACCCCCGCCGCCGGUAUGACAUCAAGGCUUGCACAGAUGCAGAUGCGCUUCCAGCAACGCCAACAGCAAGAGCGGGACCAGCGCAAAGUGGAAAUGAUUUCCACCACGAAAACCACGGCCGCCGUCGCCACCAACGCCGCCACACAUCACCUGAAUGGCGGAAGCAGUACCGUCGGCAGCAGUAGCACCAUCCGUUCCUCGACCAUCAGUGCCUACUCCAGCACAACGACCAGCACCGGCACCGGUGGUGCUGGUGGUGGUGACUUGUCGGCGUCCCUCGGAGCUGGCAAGGUGCGACAAAUGUUCGACGAACGCCGCCACCGGGUGGCCGGAAUCGACAAAAGCUACCCCCUGCAACCGAUUCAGCAGCAGCAGCAACAGCAACUACAACAAACCGGGAAGACCGGCGGCAGUAAUGGCGUUUCCAAUGGUAACUCGGCGAAGGCAGCCACUACUGCUGGCUUGAAUAACAAAACACGUGUGCCGCCCAUUUCGGCCAACACGAAAGCGCGCCUCGCGAUGCAGCAACAACGACAACAACAGCAGCAGCAGCAGGAGAAUGGAAACCACGCGGAGACCUUCAAAGUCGCCUCCUUCGAUGACAACGAGAACCUGCUGGAUGACGAGAAAUUUCCAGAUACCAUCUCCUUCGACGACGAUCUCACACUGACCCCGACGCCCAUCGUUCGGAAACUCCCGAACGUUGGCAAACUGAACGGCCAGCAGCAGAACGUCAACAGCGUCAAGCUGAAACCCGUUCCGGGUCGAACUCCCUCUACGCCGGCUCCAUCUACCGUCAAAACCUCCAGCAGUGCAACCAAACCCGUGCCCAAGAGGGCACCUCCCGUACUGAGCUCCUCCUCAGCUCCGGCAGCACCUGUCCCAGCUCCAACACAAUCAUCGAGCAGCCCCUCGUCCGCCAAGUCAUCGGCGUCCCGCGCCUCAACCGGCAAAUCAACGGCCAUGGCCACCCGGAAGCCAUCGGCCGCUUCAUCCGUUGCUUCAGCGGCGUCCCACCGUUCCUUCCAGGAUGAACCCGUUCCGGACGGUUUAACGCGGUGCACCAUCUGCGGUCGUAACUUCGCCGAAGACCGGAUCGAGAAGCAUCGGGAGAUUUGUCAGAAGACGAAAAACAAGAAACGCAAGGUCUACGACACGACCAAACACCGAGUGCUGGGAACCGACGCCGAAAAGUACGUGCUCCAGAAGAAGAAAGUGGGCGUCGCGGCCAGUAAGAAGUCCAUUUCCGGCCCAUCGGCCACGGCGGCAGCGGCCAAGGCAGGAGCUGACAGCAAGCGCAAGAGCGACUGGCGCCGGAAGCACGAAGAGUUCAUCCAGGCCAUCCGGGCGGCCAAAGAGAUGCAGGCCCAUCUCGCCAAGGGUGGCAAGCUGUCGGAUUUGCCCCCGCCGCCACCAUCGGAGAAUCCAGACUACGUGCAGUGUCCGCACUGUUCGCGCCGCUUCAAUCAGACCGCUGCCGAACGACACAUUCCGAAGUGCGCCACCAUGCUGCACAACAAACCGAAACCGACCGCGAAAGCGAAGAGAUUUUAAAGCGUAGCCAGCGUAGCAGCGCAGCACUAACCAAACGGCAAGACCGAAAGCCACUAUCCUCCUCAUAAUAUUGUGUAAACCUAACAACAAGCAUUACAUUUAUUUUUUAACCUUUUUCCCCUAUGUGACGAAAUUGCAUGUAUAUAUUUUAUAAUCCUUUCAUUUAAAAGCAAAAAAUACGAAAAGGCAAGUGUUACAUUAAUCAGCAUAUUAUUUUUAACAGAAAUCUGAUCCACUGCGAACGAGCCCGAACAGCGACUGGCUGACUGAAAUAAUAAAGCUAUAUACUGAAAAAAAACGCAA
Messenger RNA from Aedes albopictus (Asian tiger mosquito), 2561 nucleotides. RefSeq names its product zinc finger C2HC domain-containing protein 1C. Bases 654 to 2258 code for a protein of 534 amino acids. Lineage: Eukaryota; Metazoa; Arthropoda; Insecta; Diptera; Culicidae. The record is from RefSeq and is a predicted model, not a curated record. The transcript is spliced from 6 exons.